This is a messenger RNA of Symbiodinium pilosum, 1076 nucleotides long. NCBI's taxonomy places the organism in Eukaryota, Dinophyceae, Suessiales, Symbiodiniaceae. The record is from the annotation of a GenBank genome assembly.
GUCGCCAGGCCAGAUCGGUUGAUGUUGUUAGCGCAUACCAGUGGGCAUGGGAUGCAGACCCUGCCAAAGGACAAAACGUGGGACAAGGCCUCUACUCGACUAAGCAGGCACAGCCAGAUUCACCAGCAUUUGGGGACUUUGUUCGCCACACAGGUGACAUCUGCAAACGCACGCACAUUGAUUUUGUUCUUGCCUCAGCAUGCACCGCAGACCUUCGUGCCAAGCGUGCCCAACCUACGGAUGAGGAAAGCCAGCAGCUCAGGCGUCUGAUAGAAGAGCGCAUCAGCUCAGACCCUCCUGCCACAACUGAGUCCCUCAAUCGGAAGUACAAGCAAGCGUCCGACAGCUUUGGGCGGAGAGACAUGCAGUCAGGGCAGCCUGUGAUUCCUUUCGGCGCAGCAGAGCGCUUGGUAGAGUUCAGCUUCACUCUGCACAAGGAGAUGCAGACUCUUUUCGCGGACGAUUUUCUAUCUGCUUUCAGGUUGGCGGACAGUCGCGACCUGGGCCUCAUGUGCGCCAGAGUCGGCUGCUUGUUUGAAGCUUUGCGGGAAGCUGGAAUGCAGGUGAACCCUGAAAAGUCGAAGCUGAUGUUGCGAGCUGCCGGAAACACCCUCACAAAGUGGAUACGCAAGCACUCGUUCCUGCAUGAGGGGUCCAAAUUUAUUAAGUUUGCCACUCCUUUUUCUGCAGUAAAGAUUGGCCUUGCGGAUUCCAUAGAGUACCUUGGCGCGUGCCUUUCUUUUCAAAGUUUUGAGAAGCAAACCGCCCAGCUACGCAUCAAACAGGCUCGUGCGUCAGUCAGCAGACUUUGCAAGGUCCUAUUUAAGAAAAGGGGUCUCAGCAUGAACCAGAGGGUUAAAGUCUACCUCACCUGCAUUCGCUCCACUGCGUUGUACAGCAUUUCUGCCAUUGGAGCCACCGAGGAAAGCCUGCAGUUGCUCUCACGUAUGGAAGCCCAUCACAUCCGGUGUAUUGCUGGCUCAGCCAGACACAUCACUUUUGAGAGUACUGCUGAUCUCUAUGUACGUCGGGCUGACCUCUGUGCGGCAGUUUCUUCGCCAGUCAGUGGAGCGUAG